AUAAUGACUUUGACCCUUCCAUAAUCUGAUUACUUUUCCAUUCUUUGCGAAAUACGCAAAAAGACACUGCCAGCUUCCGAACUCUCACAAGAUCGUCUUCUUCAAAUUUUCAACAUCUUGAAACCAAAGUUGAGGAAAAUGAUAGGGUUUGGGUCUUAUGGUAAUAAUGGAGGACCUUAUUCCUCACCACCGUCUUCCAACCUAUCUGCUUCAGCCCCGCCUUUUACCAUCGAUCGGUCACCUAACACUGGUUACAUGCCCCUUGUGGAUUUGCUUGAACAAUCAUCUAGAACUGGCACUUUGAAUAAUUCUUCUUCUCUGCACAAUUGGCUCCCUCCUCGCUCUCCCACUUCAGAAACCAACUUCUUUUCCGAUCCUAACUUGGAGCUCAAUUCUGUGGCCUCUCCAAAUAAUCCAUAUAAUUAUGCCUCUUUGAAUACCCAUUUGCCUCAUUUGAGCACAUCUGUCUCUGCUUCUGCGGAUGCAUUUAGUUAUGCUCAGUGUGGGGAUGGUGUGGCCAAACCAUACUACUUUUCAUUUUUGUCACCUCCAACUCAGAAAGAUGGUUCCUUGGUGGUUCCUGAUCAGACUAGUUAUGAUUGGUUAUCUUCUUCUUCUCAUGUUGCUGUCACGGCAUUGGACGGGUCCUCUAAUAAGGAUUACUCUCAAAGAUCGGGAGAUUCAAAGAAACCAGCCCAGUGGGGUGGUUUGUGGAAUGGAUUUUCGGAAUGGGAGCAGGGUAAUCAGGGACUCUUUGAUGGAAGUUUCUGCUGCUCAAAAGAAAGUGAUAUACCUGUUUCGUCCAUGUAUGAGAAUUUCAUGAACCAAGAAACUCAUAGUCCAAAAGGGUUGAACAGAGGUGAGGAAGCUAUGCGCUUGAACAGGGGCAAGGAAGCAUUUCAUGGCAUCAACAAUCUGGACUCAGACAAGCAUGGUGGAUCUGUGAAUGCAGAAAAUUUCAAUGAUAAAUCCUUCUCGGGGAAAACUUCGAAUUUUCUGCCAGCUGACUGUUCAAGAUCUUUCUUGGAAUCCCUUUCAGGAUUUCCAGAUUCCGGUCUUGAGUCACCAUGCUUUAUGAUUGGCACAAGUUCUGGCCAUCAAAUUCCUUAUGGUGCUUCUAAUGAGAAGCAUUUGAAACAGCAUGCUACUGAUAGUGCGAAGUCCUCUCCCACACCUGUCAUUGGGCCACCAGUUGCGGGUUCUGGUUUUUCACCAUCAAACAAUGCUCCAUUUAAAAUUGUGAAUUUAGGAAGUUGCAAAACUGAUGCUGAUAUGUGCAGCAAAAAAGCACCAAGCUUUAUCGAUGCUGAUGGAGUCAAGCCUGCUUUCGAUUCAAGCAAACUCAGCAUUCAUCUAGAUAUAGAUGAUCCUGCCUCUUUGGGAUCAUAUGUGACAAAAAAUGAAGAGAUGUUGAAUAAAGAAUGCAUCAGUAGUGAUACGUUGCAUCACGUGUUGAUACCAAAAUCUGGGCCCCAAACUUCUAACGUACCUCAUGAGGGCUUCAAAUUAGACCUUAAUACAAAUGAAAACAUCAAUUCUGUUGAAGAUUCCUCUGAGAAUGUUGAUCACUAUAACCAUGCUGUUGACUCACCAUGCUGGAAAGGAGUUCCUGCUACUCGUUCUUCUCCAUUUGAUGCGUCCGUUCCAGAAACGAAAAGGCAAGAAGUGUUCUCUAAUUCAAAUGUUCAAACAAAACAGAUCUUCCAACUCAAUACUGGUGAUAAAGUCUCCUCUCAGAAACGAAAUGACAACAUGAUGUGCCAUGAAUUUGGGAGUCCAGAAAAUGGUUUAGAAUUUCCAUUGAACACAUCUCCAGCUGCAAAGUCUACAUUUAGUGAUCGAAAAUCAGAUGAUAUUGUAAAGAUCGGCAGUGAUUUGGAAACUAAGGGGAUUCAACAUUCUAAUGACAUCCAUGAACAUGGAAGCAGGUCCACAGGCUGUUCUGACUUAAAAAGUUCCCUGAACGGAGAACAAAAUAUCCAAAGAAAUGGAUUGAUAUCUGAAAAUAUCAAUGAAGCAUUGCAAUGUGUUUCACCCCGUUUGCCUUUUCCUAUGGAGAACAUCAUAUCUUCAUCAGUAGAAGAUGCUUCUACUAAGCUUAACAAAUCAAAUGAAGGUCCGUCGAGUCCAACAAUUGAUGUGCCGGUGCUGGUUAGUACAAUACGUAACUUAUCAGAACUGCUGUUGUUCCAUUGUACAAGUGGCUCGUAUCAACUGAAACAAAAAGACCUUGAGACUAUCCAAAGUAUGAUAGACAAUCUUAGUGUGUGCGCAUCAAAGAAUUCUGAGAAGACGGUUUCUACACAAGACUCAACUUCUGAAAAAUACACUUCUGACUAUCUUGGAGACAAGAAUCACAAAGGUUUCACUUUGAACAAGCUCCAAGUAACCAAGACAGCAGGGCCAAUUCUGGAUCUGCUUGCCGAUCAGAAUGUUCACAAGGGAAACAAGUACUACGUGGCUGGUAAAGAAAAUGAUGAAUUGUUAGAUUCCGUCUCUGUGAGGGCUGAUGUAGACAUCGUUGAUGAAGAUAAAGCAAUCCAGGCUCUAAAGAAGGUUCUUACUGAUAACUUCGACUACGAGGAGGAAGCAUCCCCUCAAGCUCUCUUGUAUAAGAAUCUAUGGCUUGAGGCUGAAGCCGCUUUAUGCUCCAUGAGUUGCAAAGCCCGCUUUAACCGGGUGAAAUUAGAAAUGGAGAACCCCAAGUUGCCUAAAUCCAAAGAUGCACAUGGAAAUACCAUUACUACUGAGAUGGACAAAGUAUCAAGGUCUGAGGUUUCUCCAGAUCUAAAUGGUGCCAACACAUUGUCACCUAAGGCUAAGGGUUGUGCGACCACAAAAAGCCAAGAAUCUUCUGUCUUAAGCACAAACGCUGAAGAUGAUGAUGUCAUGGAUAGAUUUCAAAUUCUGAGGUGCCGGGCUAAGAAAUCGAAUUAUGGUAUUGUUGCCGAUAAGGAUAAACCAUCAAGCCCCAAGGUUUCUCCUCAUUCCAACAAGGUUGGCAAAAUACUACCUGAAGCAAAUGAAGAAACUGGUAGCUCAAAGCCUGAUAUCCGUAGACAGGCUUCUAGCAAUUCUAGCACAGACAAGCCCUCGAAUGAUUAUGAGGCUUCUGUUAUGGCCAGAUUUCAUAUCCUUAAAUCUCGAGGGGACAAUUGUAGUCCCUUGUCUACACAAGGACAGUUGGCAGAAAAUGUCGAUGGGUCGACAAUUGGCUCUAAAUCAGAGGUCGGAAGUUCAUGCGUAGAGCCAGAGCCUACUUUGCAGCAUCACGAUGCUGACAGUACUGAAGGACAACUAACUGGGGGCGAGUUUCCGAUGUUUAUUGAUUAUGAUUCAAUGUCACAAUCUCACAGGCCCAACAGGCGCGAGAACUCACUGCUUGCAGGUUGGUUCGAUAGGGUGUCAUCAGAGUGGGAACAUGUAGGGAAAGAGGAGCUUGGAUUGCAGAAUCGUUGAAGCUACUUCCGGGACUUGGAAAGUACAUCUGGGCUGGAUGUUCAAUACGCUGUGUCAUAUUUGCUUCACAUCCACCCUUAAACUGAACAACAUUUUAAAGUUUUAUGGUUAUCGUAUUCUUGUGCAUAUGAAUUGAACCUGUUUAUAUAUUCAGAACUUCGGUGUUUAAUCAUAA
Messenger RNA from Morus notabilis, 3634 nucleotides. RefSeq lists its product as uncharacterized. The transcript is spliced from 7 exons. NCBI's taxonomy places the organism in Eukaryota, Viridiplantae, Streptophyta, Magnoliopsida, Rosales, Moraceae. The record is from RefSeq and is a predicted model, not a curated record. The coding region runs from base 139 to 3459 and encodes 1106 amino acids.